Molecule: messenger RNA, 1788 nt
Organism: Parascedosporium putredinis
Lineage: Eukaryota; Fungi; Ascomycota; Sordariomycetes; Microascales; Microascaceae
Source: the annotation of a GenBank genome assembly
AUGCUAUCUCACUUUGUAUCGAACGAAGAGGCUGCAGAUCUCAUGUCCGUGGUGUGGCUGUCAAAGUUAAUAUCUAUCUUCAUUGUCAAAGACCCCCAUACUCUACUGCCUCGACCUGCCAAUGUGUACGACCAAGCAGAAUAUGCCAUUCUCGAAUUCGUCGAUGGGCCCCGCGAUUCUCGAUUCAUGAUGACCGCUAUGGCGGUAGCCCGCGACCAGGCCCGGGGUGUUGAGUCUAGCGAUAUCACCAUGAUGAACGUUGAGAAGGUCACAAGUUCUGAAUCGACCCCAUCCUUCGAGACUCUAGCGUUAUUCUUCAAAAUCCGGUCUCGAGUCCUAAUCGUUGUCAUUAUGUUGCAGUUGGUCCUUCAAGAUCUCAUCUUCAUCUCCAGACACGCCAUCGCUUUCAAGUAUAGCGAGGUCAAUAUCCUCUGGUAUUUGCAUGUCCGGUGCAAUAGACUUAUCGGUUUCCUCGUAGUCCAUUUCAAAUUCAUGAGUGAGAUUGAGUUUACGCCUUUUGGCACUCGACUGAGGCGGUUCGGUAAAACUACUCAGCAAAGCAGUGUACGCCCUCACUUGUGGUUGGGUCUCUUCGUCAGAUUCGAGUCCGCUGAUGCUUUCGUCACCAGUGUUGGAACCUGGAGUUUCCAUGCCCACAUAUUCCCUGCGCUGCCCGAAGUUACCAACUUCCUCCAUUUGGCUCGGCCGCUAGCCCCCGCUACCGUCGGCAUGAACAUGUCCCUCUCGGCUGUUACUGUCAAUAUCCAACCCCAGGUUAUCCUCUCUGUCCUUGACCAUGCCGUACGUCGCGAUACUCGCGACACUCAGUCUCCCCGCGUCAUCGGCGCCCUCGUCGGUGUCCGUUCAGAAGAUGGAACCGAGGUGGAGGUGCGAUCGUGCUUCGCGAUCCCCCACACAGAAAAUGAGGAUCAGGUCGAAGUCGAUGUCGACUACCAGAAGAAUAUGCUUGCCCUUACCCUCAAAGCAAGCCCGAGAGAGAGUUUGCUUGGGUGGUACACGACUUCCCUCGAAUUGAAUUCGUUCUCCGCUCUCAUCCAGAAUUUCUUCGCGAGCCCCGAGACGGGUACCUUCCCCCAUCCCGCCGUCCACCUCACCAUAUCAACUGAUCCCGGUGCUACUAUUGACACCAGAUGCUACAUCUCAGCACCAGUGGCGGUGAAUGCCGAGAGUGCUGCGUCAUCCUGCCUCUUCAUUCAAGUUCCUCACAAAGUGCUCUACGGCGAUUCAGAGCGUGCUGCACUUGAAGCUAUCUCCGCCGCCAAAGAUACCGAAACCCGUUCUGCGCCUCUUGUUUCUGAUGUUGAGGCACUCGCUCGCUCUCUACAAUCAACUGUCGGUAUGCUAGAUAGUGUAUCGGAUUGGAUCAAUCGCGUUCUUGAUGAGGAAGACGAACCCAACAAUGCGCUUGGCCAGUUCCUCAUGAAUACACUCUCACUUACUCCCAAGGUCGACGCCGGCCAGAUUGAUAGAGACUUCAACAACCACAUUCAAGACGUCCUGAUGGUGGCGUAUCUCGCCAACACUAUCCGCACCCAAAUCGAGCUUUCUCAACGCCUGGCAACAUCCCCCUUGCGAGCGGCGAAAAGGAAGCCGAAGGUAAAACUGGUGAAAGUGGUGAGAAAGAGGGUCAGCGAGGACAAAGGGGACAAAAGAGAGGAGGCAGGGGUGGCGGCGGUGGUCGUGGUGGUCGGGACAGAGAACCUCGAGAGCCGCGCGAGAAUGCUGAUUAAGGUGCCAACAGAAAUUCCUGUGGGCGCGUAUGCUUGA